Molecule: messenger RNA, 1006 nt
Organism: Vigna unguiculata (cowpea)
Lineage: Eukaryota; Viridiplantae; Streptophyta; Magnoliopsida; Fabales; Fabaceae
Product: transcription factor IIIB
Source: RefSeq, a predicted model, not a curated record
CUGCAUAAUAUUUUUUUAAAAGUUUCUCAUUUUAUGAAGACCUUCAAAAUUACACUGCAUAUUUAUGCAACUAGCAAUACCUAAUCGAAACUUUGACAGAAUAUUUUCGUUUUGAGUUAAAAGCGAUAGGUUGUUCGAUGAUGAAGAAACGCUGAUAUUGGCUUCCAAGCACACUCACUCAGAAAUUUCCAAAACAGAUAGUUGUUGAUGAUUUGUCAACAUGAAUAAGUUGUUAGACUUUGGGAGGAAAGCCCUCUUUUAUGUCAGGGUGCUUUCUGGAUAUGAAGAGCGAAGAAUACGAUCUUAUAGGCUGCAGCUUGAGCAACGUGUACAACAGGCCCAAGCAAGGAAAGCAGCCAUAAAUAAAGUACCUGAGAAGAUUAUUUUAUCUGAGGUUCGUCGAAUGGUUGAAGAGAUGCAAAAUUUGAACAAGAAGCUGGAAGAAACUGAGGCAGCCAUUGAAGACUAUUUCAAGCCUCUAGACAAGGAAGCUGAGAUUAUAAUGAAAAUGCAACUGCAAGGGGAAGAGAGAACAUCAGAGAUGAUGAUGAAGGCACUGGAGAAACAAGCUUCUCUUCAACAAGUUGAAGCAGAAAAAAAUGCAAGUAUGCAUAAAGUUGACAACCCUGAAGCCAACCUGGAUGAUGCUAAGCUGAUGGAAGAAGAGAAAGCUUUGGAGGAGACGUUGAAAGAAUUGCAACGAGAAGUUUUGCUUGAGAAAGCUGAUGCAGGAAGUUCUGAUAAUGUGCAUCAAUCAGACAAGUCUCAUAUCAAUUUGCAACCUGCAUCUACAACCACCUCUAAAUGAGGCUGAGGUUAUGUAAUUUUGAACCAUUGGCGAUUCCUGAUUUUUGGCUUUGAAAUAUAUUUCAGCUGUGCUGCUGAAAUGUUAAUCAUCCUUGGUGAAUUCAAACUAACCAAGGCAGGACUAGGGCAUAUUUGUAGCUUAUUUGUAUUACUAAUUUUGUUCAAUAAAAUUUUCAUCUUUUGAGGCGUGAUAAAAUUA